Messenger RNA from Haliotis rubra (blacklip abalone), 2666 nucleotides. RefSeq names its product TOG array regulator of axonemal microtubules protein 1-like. NCBI's taxonomy places the organism in Eukaryota, Metazoa, Mollusca, Gastropoda, Lepetellida, Haliotidae. Bases 748 to 2577 code for a protein of 609 amino acids. Gene Ontology annotation, molecular function: microtubule binding. Gene Ontology annotation, biological process: microtubule cytoskeleton organization. The transcript is spliced from 6 exons. Gene Ontology annotation, cellular component: cilium; cytoplasmic microtubule. The record is from RefSeq and is a predicted model, not a curated record.
UGUUGUGAAGAGGACAGCCAUAUUGGUUUAUGCUUCAAUGAUGAGAAUGGAAUGUAAACUCUGUCGACGAUGUUUUCCGUCCAUUGACACAUCUUGUUGGCAUCAUGCAGGGAAAUGCUAAUGUGUAGACCUUUCGUGUGUAGUGCAUGUCUUUACUUUUAUGUGUUUAUUCUCUUUGGACAUAGUCGAUGGCUAGCAAGGUGCAAGUUGCCAAGUUCCCGGUCUACACGAAUGACUUUAGCGAUGUCCCUCGACUAGGGCCAAUAUCUCAUGGACAUUGGAAUAUGGAAGAAAAUGAGAUACUUGAUCGGUUGAAUGAUGAUAGUUCUAAGAACAGAGUGGAAAUUCUGGAACAGUUAAUUAUAACUGUAAAACGAAAUGGUGGACGAUUACCUUACGCCGAGCCCUUGUCAAUCUACAAGGGAUUAGCUCAAGCGCUGUCAGAUUCAAGUUGGGAAAUUCGCCUAAAAUGCAUUCAGCUGUUGAACGAAGUCAUUCCUCAUGCAAAAGAGGAUCUGGACUAUUUCAUGGCUCCUGUCAUACACAAGUUGAUUCCCAAUAUUGGGGACACCAAGGUGACAGUCAAAAGGGCAGUCAUUCAAACCCUUCAUGUCUACAUGAAGUACACACAUGAUGUCCCUGCACUUCUGCGAGAGAUUGUCCGAAUGGGCUUGGAGAGUGACGAUAGUAAAGUCAGAAAAGAAACAGUAAGUGCCUUGCCUGUGAUUUUAACAAAAGAGUUUGCACAUGAAAACUUCUUUGAUGUUAUCCAGUCUUUGGCUAAAAAAGUUGCUUGAUUCAUCUGUAGAGGAUAACCUACAAGAUUCAUCUUUGUUCACCCUUGGCAAGAUUGAGGCAUUAGUUGGGGAGAGAGAAUUCAGCAACUACCUGCAGAAACUGUCGUCCCCAUUGCGUAACUAUUACUUGAAAUUGUCAGGGAAACAGGCAAAUGGGUUCAGUGAAACUCCUACCCAGACCCCAAGACAAGGCCCUACUCCUGUGCAUAGUGUACGCAGAUCAGUACAUGUAUAUCCGGAACCAGAAUUAAAUUAUGAAAUUCCAUACCAAGGAAAUAUGCCGUUCAGUAACAUCAAUGGCUCUGUUCAGCAUGAACGACAUGCACAGUAUAUGGACAGUCUUCAUUUUGGUAUUAUUCCUAGUCAUGUGAUGAACCACAUUAAUGAUCAGGAGAACUUUCGCACUCGUGCACAGGCAGUCGAAGAACUUAAGUCUAUAGUGAAAGGUCUUGAGGAUUAUGAACUUGCUGAAGUUCUCAUGCCAGAAAUGGCACCAUUUAUUAACUUCCUCAGCCAAUUGCUUGAUGAUUCUAACUUUAAGAUUACAAGUGUAACACUGGAAAUUCUUUUCCUUCUUGUGGAGAAGCUUAGAAAGAAUGUAAAGCAUUUUUUAAAACCACUGAUCUCGGCUCUAGCCAAGAGGAUGUGUGAUAACAAAGCAGUUGCCCGACAGGCUGUGAUGAAAGUUGCCAUCAAAAUGAUGCAGAUCUAUGCCCCAAAGCCAGUAUUACAAAUGAUCGCAGAGAACUUGAAGCAUAAAAACUCGCGUGUUCGACAAGAAACCAUCAAUGUGAUUAUUGCUGCUUUGUUGACUUUUCCCAGUUACGAUUUUGACCUUCCGUCCAUAUGUCAAGUUGUGGGUCCGACAUUAACUGAUGGGAAGAGACAAGUGCGUCAAGCAGCCCUUGAGUGUUUUUCAGUCUUGGCCCAGGCUAUGGGAUCAGGUAGAUUACAGCCUCUUGUCCAGGCGGUGGAUCAAGUCGAACUCACCACAGAAGGUGAAGGUCUCAUGGCGGCUGUACAAGCUCGUCUGGCCCGAAGACAGCUUCCACGGCUCAAUUCUGAUGGACUUGUGGAGUAUGCAACUCCAAUUCCAUCAUCAGCAACCCAUCGAACCGCUCCAAACAUGGCCCAAGGUGCAGACAUGGAGUGGAUCUUGUCUGUGAGUGGUACUGGCUCUGCAAGGUCAUCCAGAUCAGACCCACACAUGGAGUUGGAGUCUGUGACAGGGUCGGCACGCUCUACCCCAGCAGUUCCAGACACACCCACCUCUGCCCCCAGAAGGUUCAUGAGUGCGGGAAGGGGAAGGAACAAGUUCCCUUGGGAGGAAGAAAAGGAUGAGAGGACAAGAAUUUAUGAGGGCCCCCCUGGUUCUGCACCAACACAGGCUUUCAUGAGUGAUGACCCGCCUCCAAAGCCUAGGAACACCUGGAUGAAUGACAACGAAGCAGGUCACGAUGCUCGCAGAGUGCCAAAGAGAAGAUCAACGGUCAUGGGAAUCAAUGCUGCUGAAGAAGCUCCAGAACAUGGUUCAUACAUGCAGAUCUACAAACGGAAACAGCAGGCCAACUCCACCAGAAUGAACAACUACGCUCUCUCUGAUCAAGGAGAGACAACUAUUAAAGAUAUCAAAGAAAAUGGCUUCCAUCGUCCUGACCACAAAUCUACACCGCGGCCUUUCCUAGACCCAAUCUCAGCUGACCAGGGGUCAGUGACUGGGGACGACUCCCGCACAGAUGAAGACGAGACACCAAUCUACCUUAAACCAACUCUAGCGUGAGGGUCGGCAACAAGACGCAAAUCCCCUAAGGUUCCUCCCAUCAACCCUUCAUCUUCACCAUCUUACUCCAACAUCAGGGAUGAUGACAG